This is a messenger RNA of Saccostrea cuccullata (small rock oyster), 685 nucleotides long. RefSeq names its product ribonuclease T2-like. The transcript has 8 exons. The coding region runs from base 131 to 685 and encodes 184 amino acids. The record is from RefSeq and is a predicted model, not a curated record. Gene Ontology annotation, molecular function: RNA binding; ribonuclease T2 activity. Lineage: Eukaryota; Metazoa; Mollusca; Bivalvia; Ostreida; Ostreidae.
GUAAAAACCAUGGUAACAGCCUUGUUAUCAGGUAAGAUUCGAACGAUGACUUCCUAGUACCUGACGAUAAAGAUUUCUUUUUUCUAGAGACCUGAACCUGAACUAAGGUUCUUUACACGUAUACUCAAUCAUGGUUUCUUCCUGUGUGUAUAUGAUAUUCGGAAUUCUGAUAUUAAGCUGCCAUACGACUUACUUAACAGCAGUGGAAUUUGAUAACUUCGUUCUAUCCUUUCAAUGGCCAGUUACAUUUUGCAAAAAUCAAAAGUGCAAACAGCCACUUCCUGCACACUGGACCGUUCAUGGAUUUUGGCCUUCGAAUUCAAAUGGAAGUUUUGUUAAAGAUUGUUCCAAGUCUCCUUUUACUGCUGAAAGUAUACCCGAGGGAACAAUAAAUGAAAUGAAAAGGAUUUGGCCAGACCUUUUGAAAAGUACUAAAUCAACAUUUUGGUCGUACCAAUGGCAAAAACAUGGCACAUGUGCGGACGUAGAAGACACAAGGACAGUGGCGCAGUAUUUUAGCAAGGCCACUGAAUUGGCUCUCCUCUAUAAUAUAUCAGCAAUCUUGACGAGGAGACACAUUGUGGGAGGAAACAAUUUCCAGGUAGAUAACCAUUCAAUUCUGUAUGUCGAAAAACCUUUUAUUUAUGAGUAUAUUUUCGAAGUCAAACCAAGCUCAAUAAAGUAA